This is a messenger RNA of Tauraco erythrolophus (red-crested turaco), 1167 nucleotides long. The record is from RefSeq and is a predicted model, not a curated record. NCBI's taxonomy places the organism in Eukaryota, Metazoa, Chordata, Aves, Musophagiformes, Musophagidae.
CAGGCGGUGUUCAGGGUGCGGGCGGUGACCCGCUGCACCAGCUCUCUGGAGGGGCACACCGAGGCUGUCAUCUCCGUGGCCUUCAGCCCCACGGGAAAGUACCUGGCAAGCGGCUCUGGGGACACCACCGUCCGCUUCUGGGACCUGAGCACAGAGACGCCACAAUUCACGGCCAAAGGUCACCGGCACUGGGUGCUCAGCAUCGCCUGGUCGCCCGAUGGCAAGAAGCUGGCCUCGGGCUGCAAGAACAGCCAGAUAUUUCUCUGGGACCCAGCCACGGGCAAUCAGAUCGGCCGGGUGCUCUCUGGCCACUCCAAAUGGAUCACGUGUCUGUGCUGGGAACCGCUCCACAUAAAUCCAGAGUGCCGCUACCUGGCGAGCGCCUCCAAAGACGGCAGCAUCCGCAUCUGGGACACAGUGAUGGGCAAGUGUGACAAAAUCCUCACGAGCCACACGCAGUCGGUGACGUGUGUGAAGUGGGGAGGCGAUGGCUUGCUCUACUCCUCCUCCCAGGACAGGACCAUCAAAGUCUGGAGGAGCCGGGACGGGGUCCUCUGCCGCACCUUACAGGGCCACGCUCACUGGGUGAACACCAUGGCCCUUAGCACCGACUACGUUCUCCGCACUGGUGCCUUCGAACCUGCUGAUGCCACCAUCAACCCACAGGACGUGAGCGGCUCUUUGGCAGAACUGAAGGACAAGGCACAGCAGAGGUAUGACCAAGUCAGGGGCCAGGAACCAGAAAGGCUUGUCUCAGGCUCAGAUGACUUCACGCUCUUUCUUUGGAGACCAGCAGAAGACAAGAAGCCACUGGAGAGAAUGACAGGCCACCAGGCAUUGAUUAACCAAGUCCUCUUCUCGCCAGACACUCGCAUAAUAGCCAGUGCUUCCUUUGACAAGUCCAUAAAGCUCUGGGAUGGAAGGACAGGAAAGUACCUGACGUCGCUGAGAGGGCACGUCUCGGCUGUGUAUCAGAUCGCCUGGUCAGCCGACAGCCGCUUGCUGGUGAGUGGGAGCAGUGACAGCACGCUGAAGGUCUGGGAUGCCAAGAUGAAGAAACUGGCCAUUGAUCUUCCCGGUCAUGCGGAUGAGGUGUAUGCAACAGAUUGGAGCCCGGACGGACAGAGGGUAGCCAGCGGAGGGAAGGAUAAGUGUUUGCGGAUGUAA